Messenger RNA from Oncorhynchus nerka (sockeye salmon), 4950 nucleotides. RefSeq names its product phosphatidylinositol 4-phosphate 5-kinase type-1 gamma-like. NCBI's taxonomy places the organism in Eukaryota, Metazoa, Chordata, Actinopteri, Salmoniformes, Salmonidae. Gene Ontology annotation, cellular component: plasma membrane. The record is from RefSeq and is a predicted model, not a curated record. Bases 960 to 3269 code for a protein of 769 amino acids. The transcript is spliced from 19 exons. Gene Ontology annotation, molecular function: 1-phosphatidylinositol-4-phosphate 5-kinase activity. Gene Ontology annotation, biological process: phosphatidylinositol phosphate biosynthetic process.
UUCUGUCUGUUGAAUGUUCUGUCUUUCUGAAUGUUGUGUCUGCUGAAUGUUCUGUCUGUUGAAUGUUCUGUCUUUCUGAAUGUUCUGUCUGCUGAAUGUUCUGUCUGUUGAAUGUUGUGUCUGUUGAAUGUUCUGUCUGUUGAGUGUUCUGUCUGUUGAGUGUUCUGUCUGUUGAAUGUUCUGUCUGUUGAAUGUUCUGUCUGUUGAGUGUUCUGUCUGUUGAAUGUUCUGUCUGUUGAGUGUUCUGUAUGUCUGAAUGUUCUGUCUGAAUCAUCUGCCUUUCUGAGUGUUCUGCACAUAUGCAGUAAUUAGGAAUUAGAACUCUGCAUGACUAGCAAAGUCCUACAAAAGACCCUGCUAGGAAGACAACAUUCCAGAAACUAAUCUGUAGUCUGAAGGCCGUUAGACCAGUGUCAUUGCUAGACCUUAAAUCAAUAACUUAAAAGAUUGAGUUGUCUGUUGUGUGUCUCAUUGUUUUGGCCCGGUGUAUCUAUCUGUCCUCUCUCUCUCGCUCUUUCUCCUCUCUAUCAUUACAAUCUCUCUGUCUCUCUCUCGUUUUCUAUCUUUCUUUCGUUCUUUCUUUCUUUCUUUCUUUCUUUCUUUCUUUCUUCCUCUCUCUUGCUAACCUCCAUCACGGGCCAUCUUCCUGCAGCUUGUUGUUCCAGUAGCUGGCACCUCUCUUAAUCCUGCACUCUGAUUGGAUGCUCACUGCUCAGGGCAUCCAGUCUACUGGGAGACGGUGGUGGUGUCAACCAAUGACAGGGAGUUCAGAUUAAAGAGUCAGGACUGAUCUACUCUAGAAAUAGAUUUUAUCUACGUCAGCUGCAGACAACAACUAGCGACAGGUCAGAUUUUUUUUUUUAAUGUGUUUUUGGUAGCAGCAACUGUAGUGCCAUUUUACCUUCAGACUUGAGUGACAGAGAGACACUGGUCGUAGGGAGUCUACAAUAACUAGUGAGAUGCCGUCCCCCACAGCUCAGGGUCUAGGCCCAGGUCAGGAGAAGAAGAUCGGCCACAGGAGAGUAGAUGCCUCUGGAGAGACCACCUAUAAGAAGACAACGUCCUCUGCCCUGAAAGGUGCCAUCCAGCUGGGCAUCAGCUACACGGUCGGCAACCUGAGCUCCAAGCCAGAGAGAGAUGUCCUCAUGCAGGACUUCUACGUGGUGGAGAGCAUCUUCUUCCCCAGUGAGGGCAGUAACCUGACUCCUGCCCAUCACUACCCAGACUUCAGGUUUAAGACCUACGCCCCCGUGGCCUUCCGCUACUUCCGAGAACUGUUUGGGAUCCGGCCAGAUGACUACCUGUACUCUCUAUGUAACGAGCCCCUGAUCGAGCUGUCCAACCCGGGGGCCAGCGGCUCCAUAUUCUAUGUAACCAGGGACGAUGAGUUCAUCAUCAAAACAGUCAAUGCCAAGGAGGCGGAGUUUCUGCAGAAACUACUUCCUGGAUACUACAUGAAUCUGAAUCAGAACCCGAGGACCCUGCUUCCUAAGUUCUUUGGUCUCUACUGCGUCCAGUGUGGUGGUAAAAACAUCCGUAUCGUGGUCAUGAACAAUGUGUUACCGCGCGCCGUACGCAUGCACCUCAAGUUCGACCUGAAGGGCUCCACGUAUAAACGCCGUGCGUCGAAGAAAGAGAGGGAGAAAUCGAAUCCCACCUUUAAAGAUCUGGACUUUAUAGCAGAUGUACCGGACGGACUGACACUGGAUCAGGAUACAUAUGGUGCUCUGCUUAAGACCCUACAGAGAGAUUGUCUGGUGCUAGAGAGCUUUAAAAUCAUGGAUUACAGUCUGUUGCUGGGGGUCCAUAACCUGGGCCAGGCUGGGAGAGAGUCCCAUGGCUCACCAGCAGGGGGCGAUGAGAAGAGACCUGUGACCCAGAGAGCCCUCUACUCUACUGCCAUGGAGUCUAUACAGGGAGGGAAGACGUGUAGAGACACACUAGACCACGAUGCUACAAUGGGUGGUAUUCCUGCUGUGGAUGGUAAAGGAGAACAACUCCUUCUUUUUAUUGGAAUCAUCGACAUCCUGCAGUCCUACAGGGUCAUCAAGAAACUGGAACACUCAUGGAAGUCUCUGAUUAGUAAUGACGGGGACACAGUGUCAGUCCACAGGCCUAGUUUCUAUGCAGACAGGUUCUACAAGUUCUGCAGCACAACUGUCUUCAGAAAGAGCUGCUCCCUGAGGUCUUCUCCCUCCAAGAGGGGGCGAGGAGGGGCUCUGCCCACACCCAAAAACAGUGUCCAAACACAGCUGUCCAUAGAGAGAGAGGAGAACCAGGAGAACGAGGAGCUGCACCUCAGAGCGGCUCGCGGCUCCCGCCUGCUGGAGGAGGACGGUCAGAGAGAGCACCCCCACACCCCUCCAUCUUUUGAGGAUGCGACCACAGCAUCCAUUGCGACCACUCUCUCCUCCAACAACUCUCUCCCUACCACACCGUUUGACACACCAGAACACCCACGCUUCAGGAGGCCAACUCACUCUCCACGGGACCGUGAAGACAGUUUCAGGUCACAGCUGGAAGUAGUGGAGGUGCACGAGCAAACUGUCACUGUGGCGGUGGAGGUGAAGAGGGAACCUACAACCAGUGUGGUUCCAGAGGACCUUCAGGACUCUAAAGUAACAGAGGAGAAAGUCAUCACACAGGCCACAGCUGCUGCCCACACCUCCACUACACCUCCUUCAACCCCUCCUUCCUCCUCCACCCCUCCAUCCUCCACCCCUCCCUCCUCAUUCCCUCCAGCGUCCACUCUCCCUCAUUCACUUCCUCCCUCAAUCUCUUCCUCCUCUGCCCCUCACUCUAACUCCACUCUGCCCUAUUCUUUCACUCGUCCUUCCUCCACCCCUCAGUCAUCAGCUGUCAUCGCCUCCACUCUUCCACCCUCUGCAGUCCCUCAAGACUCCGCCUCUCCCUCUUCCACCACUCAUGCAUCUACCCACCCCUCUUCCUCUCCCCAUUCUUCACUCCUUCCCACCACCCCUCCCUCCUCUCUCCCUCCGAGCCCCCAGGUGACAGCGGAACGCUAUUCGUCCAAUCAUCUGUCUGUCACCUCGUCCGUCAGCCACAACUCACUGGAGGGGGAGGUGCCAGUCUCUGACAUCUACUUCUAUGCUGAUGGGAGAUACUGGGUGUACUCCCCAAUUCUGGGUCGUAAGAAACUCAACUCAAGCUCAAGCUGCAAUAAUCAGGAGGACAGGAGCUGGAUGUACUCUCCGCUGCACUACGGCUCAGAGUCGAGACAUGGCUCUGAUGGGGAGAGCCAGACGUAAGUUGUGUGAAGUGUCCAAUGUAAGCAAAUCACUUGAGAGGAUUGAAGACUACUGACUGAAGCUGUGAUGCUUUACGAAGCCCCAUGAAUCUUCUACAGCGUUCUAUAACCCUUGUGGCCCAAGCUGCAUGUGAAGGCUAGUUUUACCCACUGGGAUGAAGAAGUACUCUGUGGGAAGACUUAUUGAAAUUAAAUGUUUCUACUUCGGCACCACUUUCCCCAACACACACGCACACACGCACGCACGCACGCACGCACGCACGCACACGCACACACACCUACACACACCUACACACACCUACACACACACACACACAACCACCAUUGCUUCCUAAAAAAGUAUGCAACAAUACUGAUUGAUUUGCCACAGAGUCAACUCAAAUAUAAAAGGAUGCAUAAUCAUCAAUGGGGGUAUUGUGAAUAAAACCAUAGUGCAACCAUUUCAAAUAUUAGCUAAGACAUCCCAGAGAGUGUGUCAUUCAGUUCUGUAGUUGUUCAUGUUUUACUUUUGUGACUUGUGCUUGUCUCAAAGCCAUGUGUUCAUGUAAUAUCUUGUAUGGAAUAGGAUUUAUUAUAUUGUAAUGUCAGGUUUUGGACUCCUAUGGUUAAAUGUGGAGAGUUUUUUUUUUAUUAAGCAAAACUUUUUUUCUCAGUUGUUGUAUAUAAUGUUUUACUGUGUCUGGUGGUGAUGGCUUUACAUUCAGCUCAAUUAUGUGUGGUGUGUUGUGAUUGGGCUACGCAAAAUAGCGCUGUUUUGCGUUCGCACAUUGUUCAUGAAAACAUUUUAUUGAACUUUUAGCACUUUAAGAAUGAACAUUCUGCAAAUGUUUUUUGAAUCCAUAAUAUAUUUUGUGAAUUGUAAAUAGUGUGAGUGAUAGUGAGCCAGAGAGUUAGAAAGUGAAAGAGGAUAUUGCACUUUGUCCUGGUCAAUAAUAUAAAAGGUCAAGGGUUAAAAAAGAUUCUAAAGCUGUUCCAGUCCAGGGAAGUAUUUAAUCAUCUCCAUCCUUCUAAAGGUGCAAUCUGUAACUUCUCAUUCCCCCUGCGGCAAGAAUCACAAUCUGUAACUUCUCAUCCCCCCUGCGGCAAGAAUCACAAUGCACCUUAAACAAAACACUAAGAAAACAUAUUUCGUAAGAUUUUACCAAUGAUAUAUACGACAUUCCACAUUCCACUCCCGAAAAGCGUUGAGCCGAAUUUACAGAUUGCAGAUUGUCCCUUGAAGACAAAUCACCACUGGCUGUUUGUGUAUAAAGUAUGUGGACAAGGAGUUAGAGUUUAUCAUCAUAUCAAAUAAAAUAAUAUAUUGUUUAAGAAGCAUUGAAUUUGUUGGAUUAUCUCAUUUCUCUCACAAACCCAUUUUGGUUACGAUUUUGUUUAACUUCUUAUGGAACAUAAUGGAUGCUAUUUAUUUAUUUAUUUAUUUGUGUACUGGUGCAAAUACUUGACAAAUCUGACUCAUAGAGCUGCUAUAAUGAACAGACCUGCAGAAGCUCAAGAGCAUUUCACUGGAAAACUGGAUGGAAAACUGGACAGAAAUCUUUGUUUUGUGUAGUUUUUGCCACUAGGUGGAAGCGUUAUCCCGCUUAGAAGACUUGAGCAUAUUGACAUAACUGUAACUAUUCUGAAAUUCAAUGCCAAUAUUUUCAUGCACAUUUGUUCCUCAUUUCCUUGGAGCUAAAAUA